Messenger RNA from Thyridium curvatum, 1410 nucleotides. RefSeq lists its product as uncharacterized. Bases 1 to 1410 code for a protein of 469 amino acids. The record is from RefSeq and is a predicted model, not a curated record. Gene Ontology annotation, cellular component: cytoplasm; nucleus. Gene Ontology annotation, molecular function: protein arginine N5-methyltransferase activity. Gene Ontology annotation, biological process: peptidyl-arginine methylation. NCBI's taxonomy places the organism in Eukaryota, Fungi, Ascomycota, Sordariomycetes, Thyridiales, Thyridiaceae. The transcript has a single exon.
AUGGCGUCCUCCGACCCCGCCUCCGACUCUCUCGAGUCCCGUAUCUCGGCCUCGUGCCCCGCCGACACCCGCCGGAUCCUCGAGGCCGCCUGGCACCACGACACAGCCGCCCUCAAGACCCUGCUCGACGUCCCCGGCAAGGCGAGCUGCCAGGACCCCAAGACGGGCGAGACGCCGCUGCACGCCGCCAUCCGCGCCUGUGGUCAUGCUGCCCCCGAGCCCGAGUCUGGCAGUAUUGACAACACCGCCGCGGCCAAGGACACAGUCUACAAGCUCUUCCUAUACGGCGCGAUAUGGAACGACGUCGACGACCGCAACGAGACGCCCGGCUGCCUUGCCCACCGCCUGGGCCAGAGGGAGCUGUACUCGCUCUGCGUCGACGCCGGCGUGCGGGCCGAGAUGCUCUUCGGCCUGAUGGAGGGGUACGAGGAACUCUCGAGCGGGUCUGACGAAGAAGACGAAGAUAUGGAUGGUGAUGAUGCCGGAGAAGCGGGCGAGGAGGAACACCACGCGAAUGGUGCCGACGACGGCGACGAGGCGCCGGAGCUCGUCAACGUCGAAGAAGACACAGGGGCGACCGCCGAUGCAGUUGUAGAGGAGGAGCCCGAGCGCUUCGUCCCGCCCAAGACGGCCGCCGACGACGAGGUCAAGAGCGAGACGUACCUGCGCUCCAAGCUCACCUACUCGGAGGGCAAGCUCGUCGACGACGAAGGGAACGGCGUCAUGAUGGCCUGGGAGACCGACAUCAUGCAGCGCAGCGUCGACGCCCUCCUCGGCCCCGACAAGCAGCCCGGCAAGCGCGUCCUCAACGUCGGCUUCGGCAUGGGCAUCGUCGACACCAUGUUCCGCGCCACCGCGCCGGCGCGGCACCACAUCAUCGAGGCCCACCCGGAGGUCCUGGCGCGCAUAGCCCGCCCAGAGUCCACCUUUGCUGCCGCCGACUGGGAGGGCUCCGGCCCCGGCGAGGGCGAGGGCGAGGGCGAGGGCGGCGCGUACAAGGUGCACGCGGGCAGGUGGCAGGAGGUCGUCCCCGGCCUGCUCGAGCGCGGCGAGGUGUACGACGCCAUCUACUUUGACACCUUUGGCGAGGACUACAGCCAGCUGCGCCUCUUCUUCACCGAGUUCGUGCCCGCGCUGCUCGACGAGCGGGGCACCUUCAGCUUCUUCAACGGCCUCGGCGCCGACCGCCAGAUCUGCUACGACGUCUACACCAAGGUGGUCGAGAUGCACCUCGCCGACGCCGGCCUGGACGUGGACUGGAAGGAGGUCGGCGUCGACAUGCAGCAGCUGCACGAGGCCGGCAAGGGCGAGUGGGAGGGCGUCAAGCGCCGGUAUUGGACCCUCGACAGUAAGUCACACUGCAUCGUCGCUGUCAUCACGAGUCACCACUGGGACGCACCAUGUUACUAA